Molecule: messenger RNA, 2235 nt
Organism: Lytechinus pictus (painted urchin)
Lineage: Eukaryota; Metazoa; Echinodermata; Echinoidea; Temnopleuroida; Toxopneustidae
Exons: 3
Coding region: 51-401 (116 amino acids)
Biological process (GO): cellular response to oxidative stress
Cellular component (GO): cytoplasm
Molecular function (GO): glutathione disulfide oxidoreductase activity
Source: RefSeq, a predicted model, not a curated record
GCUUGCCGAGUUUUGGCAGGCCGAUUUUAUACGCACAGAAUCUGGACAAAAUGGCAGCCUCCAGUGUGAAAUGCCUAGUCCAAGGGCUCAUCAAAAGCCACCGGAUCAUGCUUUUCUCCAAGAGCUACUGUCCAUUCUGCCUGAUGGCUAAGUCCGUCCUACAAGAGGCUGGUGCUACUAAGGUAAAGGUCUUGGAGAUUGAAGAAAGGACAGACGAACAGGAUAUCCAGGAUGUUCUUCUGGACUUGACGGGUGUUAGGACUGUUCCCAGUGUGUUCCUGGACCAGGACUACCUCGGAGGAGGAACCGACCUACAAAGGAUGAUGGAAGAAGGGCAAUUACAGAAGCUUCUCAGGGAAAAGGGUCUUUUGAACGGUAAUGGCAGCUCUGCAGACAGAUAACACAGAUAAGCAGAAAAUGUCAACUAGAUAUUUAAAAAAAAUAUUUGGUUUCAAGGGACUUUUUACACACUCUCUUUCCACAUUCAACACAGUCUCUGCCAUUACCUCAGUUACACCAAUUUUAGUACAGGGUUCUACUUAAAACAAGGUAGAAGCUUUGACUUUCUCAGGCUUUGUUGUUAUAUAUUAUUUGUACAUCACCAAAUUAAGCCCUUGACUACUGACUUCUGUAAUCACAUAGGCUUUAUACAGGGCCAGCUUGUCCCUGUAUGGCGCAUAAAUUCUUUUUUGAAUGAGAGUGGCGUUAAAAACCAACCAACAACAUCCAUUAGACAUUGGGUGAAAAUAGUUGAACAAUGGUUCCGAUGUUUAAUCAUUAAUGAAUUAUUUGUUGACAAUGACCACAUUUUUGUCUUAAAUGUGAUUUUCUGAUGGAUGAUUUACCGAAGAAAAAGACUGCCUACCAUUACCUCUGUACAUGUACUUCUCCUUGGUGGUCUUUAAACACUUGAUUCAGUGAUGUACCAAGACCUUUAUAGACGUUGUCAUUAUAAUGUGAUUUCACUAUUGAGGGUACAUUUAAAGCUUCAUCAUACACAUAACUCACUGACUGACCCACUGAGUCAGGAGAGGGGCAACUUUUACAAUGUGUUGGGGAGAGAUAUGAACGCCUAACCUUGAUGUUGAGAUCAAAAACUAAAUGAAUGAAUCAUUGGACCAUGAUUAUUCUAAAAUUGAUUGAAAGUACAUGCAUUUCGUUGAUGAACCAUGGUCAAUCGAGAGGGCCUUUGAUAUUGCAGUAGUGGUUUGAACCAAUAACCUUGAAACAGAAAAGUGAGCAAGAGCUAUGUGAAUGAACUGCUGGAUUGUGAUCAUUCUAAAAUUGAUUGAAUGUGCUUUUGUUUAGCGUGGGAUAACUAUGUUUUAUCUGGAUAAAGGUCUUCAAAAAUACAUUAGGAAGGGCUUUGAAUCACUGACCUUGAAUCUCACAAUCAAGAGUUAAGGGAACAAACCACUGGAUCACAAUUCUUCUAAAUAUUGAUUGAAUAUAUUGCAUUGAUUAAUGAACUAAUUUAUCAUCAUGUGAAUAAUAGUGAUAAUCUAAGUUUUUAAAAAUCAGAUAAUGACACUCAAGGUGUACAUUGAAAAUUGGACUACUUACACACUUAAAAUGUUGGGCAACAUAGUGUCCACUGUGUUGGGUAAUGUAGGUUGGUAAAAUAUAUAUAUUCUGGGCAAUUAUUAUCCAAUUGAGCAAAUUUAUUACCCAAUUAUUAGUUUCUAUUACCCAAUUUGGACAGAUUUUUAACCAAUAGCUGUGUGGACAGUACUAUGUUGCCCAGGGAUGGUUAAAAGUUGGGCAUUUUGUGUCCAACUAUUUUAAGAGUGUACAAUGCAAAACAUGAAUUAAACAAAUACAUAGAAAUAAAAGUAAUUGAUAGACAAGAAAAUUACAGAAUCAGUUAUCAGUUGGAGAUCAAAAUAACAAGGAAGUCCACAUCAUAGUCUUGCUUCAUGAGGUGAGUCUUCAAUACCACCCAUGAACAUCUAAACUCCCUUUAAAACUUUUAGCAUGCUCAAAUUUAGGUAAUUUAGCAGAUGAGAAAUGAAAAGCUGAUGCUAUAUUAGAAAUAAAACAAAAGAACAAUUUCCAUAACGUAUUGUAUUUUCCAUUAGUGCAAUGUAAUGUUACAAUUAUUUUAAACUAUUUUGAAUAUGUGAAGAUGUAACAGUAACACUAAGAAUGUUUUACAGAAAGCUGUAAUGCACAAAAUAUGUAUAAAAUAUCAACAAUGAAUAUUAAAUUUUAUCAUAAUAUGAUUUUUCCAUGGCG